GUGACGAGGGCUCCGGCCAGUCCUUGGUCGACCUCCCGCAAACGCGUCCGGCCCUGCCGGCGCACACAGGUGCCUCAGCGCAGCGCCGGAUGAUCGCCGACCGGGCACCUACGGAGGCGGCUGCCGCCGCAGCUCCUGGCCCGAUGUCCAAUGCCACGGGCAAAGAAGGAAAGCCGAAGUUGAGGAAGCCUCGCUUCAUCGAGGUGAAUCGUCUCAAUCCGGACUCCCGAGGUGUCAAUGUCUUUGCCAAGGUAGUCCAGGUGUCCCCGGUGGCUUCAGAUCUUGCAGAAGUAGUCCUCGGAGAUGCAUCUGCUCGGGUCACUUUUCGAGCCCGAGGGGAUCAGGUCCAGCUCUGUCAGCCGGGAAGCAUUCUCCGAAUUCAGAACGCCUUGGUUGUCAUGGUCAAAGGAUACAUCCGCCUAGAGGUCAACAAGUGGGGCGUGGCAAAGCCUGCGCCGGACCACGCCGAUUUCGAAGUGGCCGCACUUGACAUCAGCGCCGUCGAGUAUGAGCUGGCUCAGGCGUAG
Molecule: messenger RNA, 527 nt
Organism: Symbiodinium necroappetens
Lineage: Eukaryota; Dinophyceae; Suessiales; Symbiodiniaceae
Source: the annotation of a GenBank genome assembly